Diorhabda sublineata is the source of this 2548-nucleotide messenger RNA. RefSeq names its product PAX3- and PAX7-binding protein 1. Gene Ontology annotation, cellular component: nucleus. The record is from RefSeq and is a predicted model, not a curated record. NCBI's taxonomy places the organism in Eukaryota, Metazoa, Arthropoda, Insecta, Coleoptera, Chrysomelidae. Bases 131 to 2455 code for a protein of 774 amino acids. Gene Ontology annotation, molecular function: DNA binding. Gene Ontology annotation, biological process: mRNA splicing, via spliceosome. The transcript has 7 exons.
GAAUUAUGGAAUGAAAUUUAACAUAACCACAAUUACCAAAUAACUAAAUAUAUAAAAUUUAUAUAUCUAUUUAUAUUAUAAAUAGAUCUAAAAGAUCACAGAGGAAGAGAAACACUGUUAUAAACUAAUUAUGUCGUUAUUCAGAAAACCUAAGAAAACAAUUCAAAGAAGGGUUUUUACUGAAAAUGAUGAUGAUGAUAACGAUACAGAACCAAUGGAAAUUGGUAAUGCCGUUCCUAUUGACAAAAAAGGGAAAAAGAAAGACAAAUCCAACAAAACUCCAAAAACGCUUCUAAGUUUUGAUGCUGAAGAAGAAGGCGAAGUAUUUCAAGUUAAAAAAUCUUUGCACAGUAAGAAAGUAUUGCGUAUGUUCGAGAAAGAAAAGAAAAAGAAGGAAGUUAAAGUUGAAAAAGAGGACUCUAAGAGCAAGGAAAAAACUGAAAUAAUUACUGAUGAUUUUGUUUUAGUCGUAAAUUCUAGUCACAAAAAACCUCCCACACCACCUCCACUCAUUCUUAGUGGCAGAGAUGCUUUAUGUGCAGGAAAAGAUGACUUGUCAUCUGAAGAGGAUGAAGAACCUCAUAGAUUCAACAAGCCAGAUAAUUUCAAGAGAAUAUUAGAAUCGGGAGCUAUUCCAGAUGCAGCUAUGAUUCAUGCAGCUCGAAAACGUCGUCAGAGAGCAAGGGAACUAGGAGAUUUCAUCCCCACAGAAGAGGAAGAACCUGAAGAUAAAGGAAGAUUGUUACGAGAGGAUGAUCAUGAAGGCAGUGAUGAAGAAAGGAUUGAUAUGGACAUAAACUUAACUUUAAAAGAUCAAGAGCGCAGAAGAGAGCAGUUUUUAUCUGCUCAAGAUUCAGACCGUGAAAUGGAUGAAUGGGAAGAUCAGCAAAUCAGGAAAGGAGUAACUGGAGCUGCAAUGGAAGCAGCAAGAGAAUUGUUAUAUCCUGUAGAAUGCCCUCCACCACCAAAUAUUAGCACACAGUUACCCAUUAUGAAACCCGGUAUUCCGAGAACUCCGCAAAUGAUUGCCGAAAAAUUGAGAGAACAUUAUGAGCAGGUUAAUCAAUCGAAACAAAAUCAUGAAUUACAAUUACAAAAGACGAGGAAAGAUAUAGAAGAAGUUGUGAAGGAAUUAGAGGAUUUGAAGAUGAAAGCACCGAAUGCUGCUGAUCGAUUCAGGUUUUAUCAAGAAUUGAGAGGGUACAUAACUGAUUUGGUAGAAUGUCUGGAUGAAAAAAUAAGCAUAAUCACUAAUUUAGAGCAACGGGCUUUAGAUAUUAUGGCUCGCAAAUCGGAAUGGUUAAUAGAAAGGAGACGACAAGACGUUAGAGAUCAAGCGGAAGAAGUUGCAAACAAGGGAAGCACCUUUAAAAAAGAUUAUGAUAGUGAAGAGAAACAAAGAAGAGCAGCAGAGAGGGAAGGAAGGAGGACGAGAAGAAGGAGAAUCAGAGAAGCAGCUGAAGUUCCAAAACAUGUUGAAGGAAUGUCUAGUGACGAAGAAAUUUCUCAACAAGAUAUUCUGUUGUUUGAUAAAGAGCGAGAACAAAUUCAAACAGAAUUACAAGAAGUGUUUGAAGAUGUAAUUGAGGAAUAUUCAUCGACUGCUAGCAUUCUUAUUCGAUUCGAACAGUGGAGAUCCAAUGAUUUAACUGCUUAUACUGAAGCUUACGCAACAUUCUGUCUUCCAAAAGUCGUCAGUCCUUUAAUAAGAUUAAAUCUCAUUUUUUGGAAUCCACUUAAUGAAACUAUAGAGUUGGAAAAACUCGAUUGGUAUCGUACAUUGGCGUUAUAUGGUUUACAUGAUGACGAGACUGAAGAGAGUUUAGCUAAAGAUCCAGAUAUAUCUCUUUUACCAACUAUAAUCGAGAAGAUCAUAAUUCCAAAAUUGACGCAACUUGUAGAUAAGUGUUGGGAUCCUUUAUCUAGUUCUCAGACAUUAAGGCUGGUUGGAGUUAUAAGUCGAUAUAUACGAAGGUUUCCUACACUUAGUCCAGCUAGCAAAUCAUUAAACAAUUUAUUCAGUGCCGUUCUCCAUAAAAUAAAAACGGCAUUAGAACACGACGUUUUUAUUCCAAUAACGCCGAAAUUAGCCGAUAACAAGUCGCCGUUUUUUCAACGACAAUUCGCCAGCGGAUUAAAAUUACUGAAAAACAUUACCAGCUGGCAAGGCAUUCUCAAUGAUAAUACACUUAAAGAACUAGCUUUAACGUCGCUUCUCGAUCGAUAUUUGUUGAGCAGUUUGAAAUUUUGUACCUUGGUGGACGCCGUACAGAAAGUGAGGUUAAUAAGUUUGAUUUUGCCAAGGAUUUGGUUGCAAGGCGGUACGCCCGAAUUCAAAAAUUUUCUGAAUUCUGUGAUGAAUUUACAUCAACAACUAGAUAAAAAUAAUCCUCUCCAUUUGGAGCCAAUCGAUGUUACUAAUAGUAUUUUAAAAACUUUAAGAUCGCGUACUUGAUUUUGUAAGGAUUUUAAUUCUCAUUUUGAUAUUUUAUUUUUACAUGUUUCAGUGAAUUACGGAGGAAAAACAUAAAAAUAAAUAUUAACGUAA